Messenger RNA from Aquila chrysaetos chrysaetos, 1218 nucleotides. RefSeq names its product bradykinin receptor B1 (gene BDKRB1). The record is from RefSeq and is a predicted model, not a curated record. Gene Ontology annotation, molecular function: bradykinin receptor activity. The coding region runs from base 56 to 1141 and encodes 361 amino acids. Gene Ontology annotation, biological process: inflammatory response; immune response; response to mechanical stimulus. Gene Ontology annotation, cellular component: membrane. The transcript has a single exon. Lineage: Eukaryota; Metazoa; Chordata; Aves; Accipitriformes; Accipitridae.
UCUCUCAUUUCAAAGACGUCUCCUGUUCACUUCAGAAUUUAAAAAAAAAAAAAAAAUGACUGGAACUCCUCUACUGAAUGUUUCCUUCUCAAAUCAGAGUGAAAACAAGAGCAACUCAACUAUUUGCCCAGACUUGAAUGACUGGUGGGAAAUCGUGUACUAUAUAGUACCCAAGUAUAUCGACACCAUCUGCGUUAUUGGAAUGCUUGGAAAUGUAUUUGUUCUCUUCACUUAUUCACUGCACAAGGGCCCCCUGAAGGCAGCUGAAAUCUUCCUUAUGAACCUUGCUGUUGCUGAUCUUAUCUUCCUCACAUGCCUCCCUUUCUGGGCAGAGAACAUCAGGAAUGAAUUUAACUGGCCGUUUGGAAAUUUCCUUUGUCGCAGCACCAGCACAUCGAUCAGCCUAAACAUGUACACCAGCAUCUACUUGCUAGUGGCAGUGAGUGUGGAUCGCUAUUUGACUUUUGUUCAUACCUUGAACCACAGAGGGAUACGGAGCAAAACGGUGGCCAAAGGGAUCUGCUUGCUCACCUGGUUCUUUGGCAUCCUCCUCAGCAUCCCAACCUUUAUGUUUCGGACUGUGAAACACUUUCCCCUGUGGAAUAUUUCAGCAUGCACUUUAGACUUCCCCACCCCAUCGUGGGUAAUAGCUGAAAGCCUGGUAUUCAACAUAGUGGGGUUUGUGUUGCCAUCUACAGCAAUCACCUUCCUUAAUUUCUCUACCAUUCGGUCCCUACAAAAAAAAGCAAGAGAACGAAGAGCACUCGGAACAAAGAGUUGUAAGGAUCACAAAGGCACAAAGGCUACCAGGUUGAUCUUCACAGUGGUUCUGAUGUUUCUUUUGUGCUGGACUCCUUACCAUUUUUUUGUAUUCCUUGAUAUAUUAUACCAGACAGAAGUGAUCAAAAGCUGCUUCUGGGGGGAAGUGCUCAACUUUGGUGAGCAGUUUUGUUAUACUCUGGCUACCACCAACAGUUGCAUUAACCCUGUGAUUUACGUCUUUGUUGGGAAAUACUUCAGGCAAAAGGCUUUAGAAGUUUUUUCACAGUUUAUUCCCCGUGGAUUUCCUUUGAGCUGGGUAUCAUUCAAAGAAACGUCUUCAUAUUUCAAUGUGUUUCCAGUCAGGAGUAGUUUAACCUAAUGGUUCUCAGUUCCAUCUUCAUUUUGAUAUUACAACUUAUUUCAAAUGGCAUUAAAAAUGAAUAUGAAUUGAACUGA